UCAGUUGAAUGAAAGACGCUGUGACGGUGAGUGGUCGCCGUGCCUGCCACCGCCGACUUUUUCCACGUUGCGUUCCUCUGCGGGCAAGUUUUGUGGCUAUUGCGUCGUGCGUUACAUUGUGAGAAAAGCCGCGUAUAAGGAGUUUCGUUCGGUGCGUGGCCCGAUUUUCGUUUGACCUCUUCGAUCGUGCGCUGAUCCCCGACGCUGUUUGCAGUCGGGAAGAGCCGCCGUCGAAAGCCAGCCGAUGAAAUACAUAUCGCUCGUGCAUAUUUGCGCCGAGGCGAGAUUCGCAACCGGACACCGUGUUAUAAGCGACGGCGGCGGAUGCUCGUGUUUGCAACGAACAUGAUUCACGACACGAAGUGCGAAGUUUAAAGUCGAGUGGAUGCGAUCGGGGAAACGGGUCGAGCGUUGCUCCCCUUUCUAGGCGUGUGCGCGAAUUUCGCGCGGUGAAACGUUCGUGAAAAACGCGGAGAACAUCAUAGCGAUUACACGGACGCGCACCCGUCCAAUAUUGCGAUGAGCGGACGAUAGCGUGAGAGUUUUUGGUGGGUCCGAAUUCGAAGCGAUAUCAAUCAACCGGAAUGGGAUCCUUGGCCUGGUGGUUGGCCGCAGUCGCCGCUCUGUUGUCCUUGACUGCGACGACGGCAGCCCUCGAAGGACCGAAUAUAUGUACCAGGAAGGAAACGUACACGAUAACGGUGAAAGUCACUAAGCAGGAGCCCUACACUGUGAGGGAAUACACAUGGUGCUUGAGUUUCCCGCCAAGAUGCAGCAAAUACAAAAUUGUCUACAAAACGGAAUACAAGACAGAGGAAUUGACGAAGGAAAGGCCCGUGGAGGAAUGUUGUAAGGGCUACACGAAGACGACGGACGGGGAACGUUGCAUCCCUAUCUGUUCCGAGGAUUGCCGUCACGGCACCUGCGUGGCACCCGACGUCUGCAAGUGCGAGUCGGGAUACGGCGGUCCGCUAUGCGACUACCAGUGCUCGUUGGGAAAAUGGGGCAGGCAUUGCGAAAUGAAUUGCAACUGUCAGAACAAUGCCACCUGCGAUCCGUUCAGCGGCAAAUGCAUAUGCACGCGCGGCUGGACAGGCGUACACUGCGAUCAGAAGUGCAGCCCUAAUCGCUACGGUCAGGACUGCGUGGAGGAGUGUCGUUGCAGGAACGGCGGUAGCUGCCAUCACAUCUCCGGCGAGUGUCACUGUGCCUCCGGCUAUACCGGACCGCUAUGCGACGAUUUGUGUCCGCUGGGGAAGCACGGAGAGGAAUGCAAGUCCGAGUGCCGUUGUCAGAACGGCGGUUCCUGCAGUCCCACGACCGGCGACUGCGACUGCACGCCCGGCUGGAUGGGUAAGGUCUGCGCGCAUAGAUGUCAGAGCGGUUUCUGGGGCAAGAAUUGCUCCCGCAGCUGUGAUUGCUACAAUGAAGCCGGCUGCCAUCACAUCACGGGCGAGUGUCAGUGCAAGGCGGGCUUCUAUGGUGAUAAGUGCUUAAAGAUCUGUUCGGAAGGAACGUUUGGACUGAACUGCUCCCAGAAUUGCAGCUGUGACAAUGGCGCCACAUGUUCCCCUACAAAUGGCACCUGCAUCUGUGGUCCAGGCUGGGCGGGCGAGACGUGCAACAAACGCGCCUGUGAAGAUGGUCUAUACGGUCCUCAGUGCACGAAGGUGUGCCAAUGUGAAGAGGAAAACACAGAGUUCUGUCAUCCUUGGACCGGACAAUGCUUCUGCAAGGUGGGCUGGGACGGCGAGAACUGCGGCAGGCCGUGCCCGCUCUACACGUUCGGCAAGAAGUGCCAGAAUCGCUGCGACUGCAAGAAUAACGCGCAGUGUUCGCCGGUGGACGGCUCUUGCAUCUGUGCGGCAGGAUAUCGCGGCAAGGAUUGCAGCGAGCUGUGCCCGAAGAACACCUUCGGCGAGGACUGCGCGCAAAGGUGCGCCUGCAAGAACGGCGCCAGUUGCUCGCCCGAAAACGGACGCUGCAACUGCACGGCUGGAUGGGCUGGUGUGCUAUGCGAUCGUCCGUGCGACGACAAGUCCUACGGCAAGGACUGCAAGAACGAGUGCAAAUGCUUUAACAAUGCAGCCUGCAAUCCGCAAAACGGCACGUGCACGUGUGCGGCUGGCUUCACCGGCACACUCUGCCAAGAUCAUUGCGAAAAGGGUUUCUUCGGGAACGGAUGCAAUCAGACCUGCGACUGCGCUGAGGAGAACACCGUGGAUUGCGAUCCAGCCACCGGACGCUGCAACUGCGAGCCGGAAUGGCGAGGAGUCCGAUGCGAAACGAAAUGUCCGGAGGGUCUUUACGGCAACGAUUGCCAUUCGCAUUGCGACUGCAUGAACAAUAGCUCGUGCGACCCGACGACCGGCCGUUGCGUCUGCGCCAGGGGAUGGGAAGGCAACGAUUGCACGCGACCCUGCAAGGAAGGAUGGUACGGCCUAGGAUGCAAAGAGAAGUGCCCGGAGAAAAUGAACAACGGCAACAUGACCUGCGAUCAUGUCACCGGCGAAUACGUGUGCCGACCGGGAUAUUUGGGUCUUACGUGCGAACAUCCGUGUCCACCGACUCGCUACGGGCCCAGCUGCGCGAAUCAUUGUCAUUGUAAAAACGGCGGCGAGUGUCAUCAUGUGACAGGUGUAUGUCAAUGUCGACCUGGCUGGCAAGGAGAAUAUUGCCAGAUACCGUGUGCAGAAGGCACUUAUGGAGUGAAUUGCACGCAACACUGCAAAUGUCAAAACGGUGGCAAGUGCAGGUCAAACGACGGAUAUUGUCGAUGCGCGCCUGGAUGGGCAGGAACCAGAUGCACCGAAAUUUGUCCCGAAGGAUCCUACGGGGACCACUGUAUGAAAUCUUGCGAAUGCAAGAAUGACUUCUUCAUGUGCCAUCCAGCCGAGGGUUGCAUGUGCAGACACGGAUACACGGGCCCGAACUGCGACGAGCAGUUAUUCUUCCGGAACGUUCAGGAGCAGGAAGAGGGUGGAUACGGGCACAUCGUGGCUGUGGUAUUCGCGAUGAUUGUCGUGAUCUGCAUGGUGUUCGCCGGUUGGUUGUAUCAUCGUCGCAGAGUGUCCGACUUGAAAAAUGAGAUAGCUCAGGUGCAAUACACAGCCGAUCCGAUACCACCGCCAGAACGAAACCAAUUCGACAAUCCGGUGUACGCGUAUCAGGGCUGCUCGAAGUUCGACGACGGCACCACCACCCUGCUGAACAACUUCCACUUCCGGAAUAAUCUCGGUAUCAACAAGAACAUAAACAACGAGAGGGCCAAAUUGGGCAUGAAUAUUGACGACGAGGACGAUUGCAAAGGUGCGUUCGGGUUGCAGUACGAUCUGAAGAACAGGGAUGCCGAUAUGGGGAAUCCGAAUCUGAACGUAUACCACAGCAUCGACGAGAACGAUGGCAAGAAGGUCGAGCACGUCUACGACGAAAUCAAGCAAAACAACGAGUCGGAGUACGACGAGCUGAGCCAGCCGCGGCCGGUCAGCUGGAAACCGCCGUCGGGUCGAGCGACCAACGGCUACCUGCCGGGAGCGCGCGACAGCCCGGGACCCAGCAAAACGGCGGACAAGGAUCCGGAAUUAGGCGGAACGUAAGGACGUCGCUGUGUUCCUUCAAAUUCUCUCGACUGCCUAGACUUCUGAAAUAAUAGAACGGGCACCGCGAUUGGACGGAGGUGAAAUCCGUUUGUCACUUGCUCGUAGACUGUUUCCUUGGUUUUUUUUUAAAGAUCGAACGUGCUGUUAUGUUAUCGUUUCUUUCUAUCGCGAAAAUUCGGGAGAGACUUCGCGAUGUACAAGUCGAAGAGUGUGUUGUCGAGAGUGCGAAUGAUGUUAUCAUCAGAAGUCUUGAGGAUACAUCCAUAAUUUAAUGAUCGAAAUAUGCGUGGUUUCUUAUAUCAUAAAAAAAUAUUGCUGUUUUAUAUAUGUAUGAAAAGGAAGGGUCUACUUGCGCAUUUAUAUUGUGCGAUCGGCAUCUUAUGAGCUUCCCAUGGCAGUAUUAAGAGAAGAAACGAAUAUAUCACUUUGUAGAAAUUACGAUAAAGCUUUUUUGCCGCAAUGUCAGUCGCAAGUAGGUGCGACAUAUAUCGCGACGACAAUCGUAAAAGUUGGCUGAAGGCCAACUUAAGAAUACGAUGCCAAUAAGCAGCGUCGGAAUGGCGGAAAGACUAUCAUUAACUUUCCCGAUUGUCGUUGUACUUGUAAAUGUUGAGGUCGAGUCAACUUUUCAGUCAUCAUCGUCACGACGAACGUUGCGACGUUUGACAUUACGACGGAUGCAAUAAAUGGGUCUUUAAGAAGAUGAAAAAUCCGAAUCGAUGGAAUCGUGAUUAGCUUUAAUUCGUAGUUUUUCUUUGAAACGUUUACCGAUCUCUUCUUUUGUGAUGGAUGAUGUCUUGUCGCGAUGAGUUUGGAAAGGUGAGAACACAUCCCUUUUGUACAUACAGACGCCGUUUAAGUGUAAUUUUAACGAUUAGUUAAAUUAUUGCAUGUGUAUAUCCGCUUGAUAAACGUGUGCACGUUGCCAAAAAAGACGUAAGCAAUUUAGCGAGCUGAGAAUGGUGAGCGAAUGAUAGAGAGGAUUAAAUCGCGAAUGGAAUAGCGCGGAGGACCCUUUUGUACAUUGAGCAAUUUCCGUACGUUGGCUGUGUAGUUGUCGACGUAGCAAUAAUUAGAAGCAAUCGAAAGAAUUUUCACGAUUUUAACGGUUGUUGAUUCUAAAGUUAUAGUUUAGCAUAAAGAAGAAAUAAGAACUACAUGUGGGUUCAGUAUGUGUGAUUUAAAGAAAGCAACUUUAUAUAAUUAUUACAAUAAAUUAGGCGAUUAUUAUGUAAUCACUGUAUGUUUCUGAUACAUAUAUGCGAGCGAACGAUCUCUCUGUCAUUUAAUUCCACUUAGUCAGUGCGACUAUUAUCGGAUGAUGGCGCGCAUAUAAAUUUCGAGUAUCGUCGUUUUUUCAUACUUUCUUCUCAAGUAUGCGCGAGAUGUCAUGAAACUUCGCGUCUGCUUUGCGACUUAUCUUGUGAUAUGAUACUGUCUUUGUAUUUCAUCAUUUCUUCUCCUUUUCUUAGCUCGUUCCCUCUCUCUCUCUCUCUCUCUCUUCCUCUUUCUUUUCUCCUCUCCUCCAAUUAACUGGGAGUUUAUUGAUAUCGCUUCCAAAUAAUUGAUACUUAUACCAAUCGUAUACAAAUCAUAUGUAUACUCUUAGCGGAUAAGAAAAUUUGCAAAUAAUAGGGUAAAUCUGUUAGUAAAGUAAGGCAGAUCAGUGUGAUAAUAUCGUAAACAGUACGUUGGUAACGCUUUUCGAGCGUAGAAAAAAGGAUAUUUUAUUGAAUAUAUUUCACUUUUAUCGCGCGAUACCACAUGCAGUGAUGUAUGCGUAGUGUAAAAAACGCCUACUUAGUUACUUCGACUUCAUACACGUCAUGAAGAGAAUGAUGCCUUAAAUUGUGGACAAUCCGAGGUUAAUCGAUGUAAUUCGCGCGAAUCUUGCGCGUGUAUAAAUAAUUUAGUAAGAAUUUAAGAAUUAAAUAAUCGGUA
Molecule: messenger RNA, 5540 nt
Organism: Dinoponera quadriceps
Lineage: Eukaryota; Metazoa; Arthropoda; Insecta; Hymenoptera; Formicidae
Gene: drpr
Product: multiple epidermal growth factor-like domains protein 10
Exons: 20
Coding region: 585-3596 (1003 amino acids)
Molecular function (GO): scavenger receptor activity; protein binding
Source: RefSeq, a predicted model, not a curated record